Eublepharis macularius is the source of this 2060-nucleotide messenger RNA. RefSeq names its product stromelysin-3-like. The coding region runs from base 1 to 1533 and encodes 510 amino acids. The record is from RefSeq and is a predicted model, not a curated record. NCBI's taxonomy places the organism in Eukaryota, Metazoa, Chordata, Lepidosauria, Squamata, Eublepharidae. Gene Ontology annotation, cellular component: extracellular matrix. The transcript has 9 exons. Gene Ontology annotation, biological process: proteolysis; collagen catabolic process; extracellular matrix organization. Gene Ontology annotation, molecular function: zinc ion binding; metalloendopeptidase activity.
AUGGAGGGAAGGAGAAACGGAGACGUAGCGAAAAACCGCGUGAGCUUUGCAGGCGGAGCGGGAGCAGCCGUGGGGAGGGGGUUCUGCAAGCGGGUGCAAGCCCUGCACGCAACAACGUAUCUGGAGAACCCAAGAACGCCCCUGCGCAAUCAGACCAAGGGUGGGUCUCUGAAACAGAGUCCCUGGAAAGAACAAGAUGAAAAGGGCUCAUCUGUCAUCACUGCCAUAGAGACUAUCAAAGGCUUCUCUAGAACUCCCAGUGAACAGGCAACACAAUGGAAUCCACCCCGCUGUGGGGUUCCAGAUCUACCCACCCCACCUGAGAGCCACAAUACUCGGAACCGGCAGAAACGAUUUCUGCUGUCUGGAGGACGUUGGGAGAAGAUGGAGUUCACUUACAAAAUCGUGAGGUUUCCUUGGCAGUUAGUGAAAGCUAAAGUGAGACAAGCCAUUGCUGAGGCUUUGAAAGUCUGGAGUGAUGUAACACCCUUGACCUUUACAGAAGUGCACAGGGGACGAGCAGACAUCGUGAUUGAUUUCACACGGUAUUGGCAUGGCGACAACCUGCCUUUUGAUGGCCCUGGGGGGAUCCUGGCACAUGCCUUCUUCCCAAAAACCCACCGGGAGGGAGAUGUCCAUUUUGACUAUGAUGAAACAUGGAGCAUUGGGAAUAACAUGGGGACUGACCUUCUGCAGGUGGCUGCUCAUGAAUUUGGCCAUGUUUUGGGUUUGCAGCACACAGCAGUGUCCAAGUCCCUGAUGUCUCCUUUCUAUUUCUUCCGUUACCCACUGAAGCUGAGUGAGGAUGAUAAACAAGGCAUCCAGUAUCUCUACGGGAAGCCAAAAUCUGAAGUGAACAUUGACCUAGCUCAGGAGGAAGAGCCAUACCAGCCAGAUAUUGAAACCAAUGAGAUUGUCCAUGAGCAACCUACACAGCCUGAUGCUUGUGAUACAGAUUUUGAUGCCGUUUCCAUGAUCCGUGGAGAGCUGUUUUUUUUCAAGUCAUACUAUGUCUGGCGGCUCCGAAAUGGCAAACUCCAGGCUGGCUAUCCAGCCCUAGCAUCUCGACACUGGCAGGGAAUCCCCUCUUCUGUAGAUGCUGUCUUUGAAGAUUCUCUCGGCAACAUCUGGUUCUUCCAAGGUUCUCAAUACUGGAUUUAUGAAGGUGAGAGACUCAUUUCUGGCCCCUUGCCUAUCACCAGACUGGGCCUCUCUGCUUCUCCUGUCCAGGCUGCCUUACUCUGGGGGACAGAAAAGAACAAGAUUUAUUUUUUCAAGGGAGGCAGCUAUUGGCGAUUCAGUCCCAACACUAACCAGGUGGACAACAUCUCCCCGCGCAGAAUGACUGACUGGCGAGGAGUUCCGCAGGAGAUUGAUGCUGCUUUUCAGGAUGAGUUUGGGUUUGCCUAUUUCCUGAAAGGUCAGCAGUACUGGAAAUUUGAUCCCAUUCAUGUGAAAGUGCUAGAGGGCUACCCACGUAUCAUUGGCCAAGAUUUUUUCAGCUGUGUGUCUUCCCCCAACUCCUUCAGAUAGAGUGUCAAGAAAUAGAUUGCCUUUUCUGGAUGGAGAGAAGCUGUGAUUUUAGGUCACUACCUUGACACAAACAAGAAUUACCUGCAGCGACCCUUUACCUACCUUUGCACCAUGUCAAAUCCCAGAGUUCCAAGCGGGGGGCAUGUUUUGUUUGUUUGCGUUAUAAUCUAAAAGAUGGCGGCAGUCUUGAUGUUUACUUUCUGAUGCCAGUGAUGGACACAAGUAAAACAGGGUGUCUUCUGUCACGUCUUCACUGUUAUCAACAGAGUGCUACAGCUUGAGAACACUAUUUCAAGUAUUCUUCCACUAAGAGUUGUGUUUGUGAGAACUGAUUUUACUGACUAUCCUCUUCUUGGUAUUGGUCAAGGAAAUGUUGACCGUUCAUUACUGACUGAUACAUUUGGACUCCCAAAUAGUCCCAUAAACAUUAAUGGGGAAAAGGGAGGAAUAAGAUGCGUUUCAGUAUCAUGUUUCAGACAUACACUUACUUUUCUUUUUGCAUUGUAUUUUUCUAGGAAACAUUACAU